Molecule: messenger RNA, 2492 nt
Organism: Durusdinium trenchii
Lineage: Eukaryota; Dinophyceae; Suessiales; Symbiodiniaceae
Source: the annotation of a GenBank genome assembly
AUGGCACCUCGCGAUGUGAGGCCCACGACAAGCUGCGCGCGGCAGCCCGUGCAGCGGCCUGACCAGGCAGCUGUGGCGCCGGCGCCUGCGCCGUCAGCGAGGUUGGAGGUGAUCGUGGUGGGUGGUGGUUUGAGCGGGCUUUGCUGCGCAGCCAUAUGCUCCAAGAUGCAGGGGAAGAAGCGGAUCAGGGUCUACGACCGAGGAAAUGCCAAGAAGGACCUGCGCGUGGUGAAUCUGCAGAGUAGUACCUGGUCCAAGUUCCCCGAGGAGCUGCAAGAGCGCUUGAAGACCAUCAGCUCAUCCCAGUGGCCCUGCCAGCGCGAGAGCCCACGGAGCUUGGGGCGUCCGCGUAGCCUCUUCGCCUAUCAGCUCAAGGAGGAAUUGGAACGAAUGGCCCAGGUGGAGAUGCACCAGGGACCGCCAGAGCUGGAGGAUCCCUGCCAUGCCCUGGUCCUUGCCGACGGCCCCGAUGCUCGUCACCUUCGCCGUGAACACUUCGGCACUUCAGCCGUGUCAGCAGCAUCGCUGACAGCGCUGGGCUGCGCGGUCAGCGAUGUCGAAAGCGAUAGCAACUUGGCCACGGUGCUAAGCUGUGCACAGCGGCGCUUUGCACUGAAUCUGGCAGGAGAUGCAGGGCUAUUGAGCAUGGUGCUCACAGACGAUGAGAUCAAAGAGGUGCAAGGCGCAAAAGGCACACUGCAAAAAGUAAAAGCUUGGGAAACAAUGAAGGAGGGUUACCGCCUUUUUGGUUUAUCUGAUUCGAGCAUCGGCGAGCCAGUGGUGUUGUCCACGCACCUCCAGGGUCAACAAAGAUACUUCACCGAGCUGAACAGCUUCGACGCACCCGCAGCGACUAUAGCCACUGUGCAACAUCCGUGGGCCUUCUUGGUGGGCGAAGCAGCCGGCCUCGUGAAUAUUUGGCCUGGACGGGCAUUGAACGCCAUGGUGAAGUCGUCUUUGGUGUUGGCUCAACAUCUCAAGGCAAUGGCACAGGCGGUUCGUGCGGGUUAUCCUGUGGACGAAAGCUUCAGCAUGGAGUAUGGCGAACAGCUCACCAAGCUCCACGGCUUUGAAGCUGGAGUCUACAGCAGGCAAUGCGAAGCUGCUCAGACGAGGUCAAAGAGCUUCAGGCUGAGUACAUGCCUUCAGGAGGCCAAAGCGACGGAGCCGGCGCAGCAGGUGUCAGCCUUGGCUAUCUUCCGCCGGACUUUGCGCGGGAGCGGGCGCUGGCUGGAGAAGAACGAAGAGAAAGACGAAGAGAAGGACGAGAAGUUCGAGGAGGCUCUGUGGCGAGGAGUGAAGGAGGCCAAUCUGGAUGCAAGGACAUUGACACUCUUCAAUGCGUCUGGGAGCUGGUUCCUGGACCCGCCGCUCAGCGAAGCGGAGCCGGAGAAGGAGAAGAUCGUGCCAGAGGUGACAGUCCAAGAGAUGGAGGCAGCAGGCCGCAGCAGCUACAAUAGAGCAUUGCGCCUUUACCGCGCCAAGCAGCUGCCGGAGGCCGCUCAGGGCUUUCGGGCUGCAGCACUCCAUGGACACGGUAAAGGCGCAUACGCUUUGGGCGUGAUGCUGCUGAAUGGUGAAGGUGUGAAGAAAGAUGAGCUGAGCGCUGCACAGUUCUUGCAUCAGGCUGCACAAAAAGGAGAGAACAAAGCUAUGUACAACCUGGCGCUGAUGACCCUCAGCUAGAUGUGGAAGUGAAAGUCCUGAAUUUCGGAGCUAUAUAUGCCUCUUCAAGACCAUUGCAAUCCCUGACUUCUUGGCUUGGGAGGCGAGGCGAGCCUACCACCAAAUCGAGUCUGUAAGAUAGGGCUGCAUAUUCACCAACAAGCGCUUGGUGUCAGUCAUCGCACCGAGCAAACAGAUACACAACGGCAAGGAGAAAUACAUCGCUCUACCACGUUGCUGAACCCUCCCUGGCAGUAGGUCAUGCCGACCAAAUUGAAAGGUCUAAGGUCGAGAUGGAUUAGCUUGGAAUCGUAGAUCCCACAAGCAUAAGUUGUUUGUCGAAGCGAGCUCACUGUGCAAGGGAAGGGCCUCAUAGGCCCUCACGACUGGUGGAAGAUAGACCACCAAUGAAACCUGUGAAGAUCAUGAAUGAAUACAUAGGAAAUAGGAAACCACAGAAACUUACAACUCUUAUCCUGGUUCGCUGCUUUGCCUGGGCCCUCGAGGUAUCAACAUGGAAUUGGCAGCUUGUCAGGAUUGAUUGAAACUUGAAACAGCGGAUGCUAUGAGUUGGCUUGGGAUUGUUUUGGUCCCUAGUCGUAGUGACAACGAUAUUCCCUCAAAGGUCGGAUCUCAGAAGUUUAUUGGAAAUUCCUAUUCUGAAUUCUCAACUAUUGAAACAAAAAGAACAGUAUUCCGCUUGAAUUCUCUUGCGAAUUCUGUGAAAGAUGUGAACGAGUUCGAAACCGAUGUGCUGAGGUCUCCGCCAGGACGCCUUGAAGGCCAAGGAAUGGACCCUGCGAGCUGCAGAGAAGGGGCACCGCAAG